This is a messenger RNA of Penicillium canescens, 429 nucleotides long. RefSeq lists its product as uncharacterized. Gene Ontology annotation, molecular function: protein-macromolecule adaptor activity. NCBI's taxonomy places the organism in Eukaryota, Fungi, Ascomycota, Eurotiomycetes, Eurotiales, Aspergillaceae. Gene Ontology annotation, biological process: proteasome regulatory particle assembly. The record is from RefSeq and is a predicted model, not a curated record. The transcript has a single exon. The coding region runs from base 1 to 429 and encodes 142 amino acids.
AUGUCCACCGAAUCCCUCCCAAUAACGCCCGGAGCCUUUGCGGAAGCAAUCAAAGAGCUCCCACUUGCCUUACUCUACAGCAAAGUAUCCGAGCUUACCAACUCCAUCACUCACCUGCACCGCUCCAACGCCGAGCUGCGCGCAUUCUUGUUAGAAAGCUGCGACUCAGAGGAAGAAAAGAAAGAGCUGGAGACUUAUAUCAAAGAGAAUGAGGAUGUGGCAGUCUCCAUGAAUGAACGGAUCGCGUUGCUGAAGACUGAGGUUGAGAACCGUGGACUGCCGUGGAUUGAGCUUGAUCAGCUGAAGAAUGAUCCCAUUGCGCCGGUGACGAAUGGCACUGGCAAUGGCAAUGGAAGUACCGGUGCGACUCAGGAUGCAACUGAGAGCCAGAGCCAGGGCGAAGGUGGGGAAGAUGGAGUCUACCUAUGA